Molecule: messenger RNA, 2647 nt
Organism: Hypomesus transpacificus
Lineage: Eukaryota; Metazoa; Chordata; Actinopteri; Osmeriformes; Osmeridae
Gene: sec61a1a
Product: SEC61 translocon subunit alpha 1
Exons: 12
Coding region: 93-1523 (476 amino acids)
Biological process (GO): SRP-dependent cotranslational protein targeting to membrane, translocation; post-translational protein targeting to membrane, translocation
Cellular component (GO): membrane; Sec61 translocon complex
Molecular function (GO): transmembrane protein transporter activity; ribosome binding; signal sequence receptor activity
Source: RefSeq, a predicted model, not a curated record
CUUUCAGCGGUGAGGUUUUCGCCGGUAGUAUCUCGGAACCUGGACGGACACUAGCAGUUGAAGCAAGACCGCAGGCCUAUACAGAAGACACCAUGGGGAUUAAAUUCUUGGAGGUGAUAAAGCCGUUCUGUGCUGUAUUACCCGAAAUCCAGAAGCCAGAAAGAAAAAUUCAGUUUAGAGAGAAAGUACUAUGGACCGCCAUCACUCUCUUCAUUUUCCUUGUUUGCUGUCAGAUCCCCCUGUUUGGCAUUAUGUCCUCUGACUCAGCUGAUCCCUUCUACUGGAUGAGGGUGAUCUUGGCUUCCAACAGAGGCACACUGAUGGAGCUGGGUAUCUCUCCCAUUGUUACCUCUGGCCUCAUCAUGCAGCUGCUGGCAGGGGCUAAGAUCAUCGAAGUGGGGGAUACCCCUAAAGACAGAGCCCUCUUCAAUGGAGCGCAGAAAUUGUUUGGUAUGAUCAUCACCAUUGGCCAGGCCAUCGUUUACGUGAUGACUGGCAUGUAUGGAGACCCCUCUGAAAUGGGCGCUGGCAUCUGCCUGCUUAUUAUCAUCCAGCUGUUUGUAGCAGGUAUGAUUGUCCUGCUACUGGAUGAGCUGCUCCAGAAAGGAUAUGGUCUGGGCUCUGGUAUCUCCCUGUUCAUUGCCACCAACAUCUGUGAAACUAUCGUGUGGAAGGCCUUCAGUCCUACCACUGUCAACACUGGCAGAGGUACUGAGUUCGAAGGAGCCAUCAUUGCCCUCUUCCACCUCCUGGCUACCAGGACAGACAAGGUCCGUGCCUUAAGAGAGGCCUUCUACAGACAGAACCUGCCCAACCUCAUGAACCUCAUCGCCACCGUCUUCGUCUUUGCUGUAGUCAUAUACUUCCAGGGCUUCAGGGUCGACCUGCCCAUCAAGUCAGCACGUUAUCGUGGCCAGUACAACACCUAUCCCAUCAAGCUGUUCUACACCUCCAAUAUCCCCAUCAUUCUGCAGUCUGCUCUGGUAUCCAACCUCUACGUCAUUUCCCAGAUGCUCUCCACACGGUUCAACGGUAACUUCCUAGUCAACCUACUAGGGACCUGGUCGGACUCUACUACGAGUGGUCCAGCACGUGCCUAUCCAGUAGGAGGCCUAUGCUACUACCUUUCUCCUCCGGAGUCGUUUGGGUCAGUCCUAGACGAUCCAGUUCACGCCUGCAUCUACAUCGUCUUCAUGCUUGGAUCCUGUGCCUUCUUCUCCAAGACUUGGAUUGAGGUUUCUGGUUCUUCUGCCAAAGAUGUGGCCAAGCAGCUGAAGGAGCAGCAGAUGGUGAUGAGGGGACACAGAGAGACCUCCAUGGUCCAUGAACUCAACAGGUACAUUCCCACAGCAGCUGCCUUUGGUGGGCUCUGUAUUGGUGGCCUGUCUGUCAUGGCAGAUUUCCUUGGUGCUAUAGGGUCUGGAACGGGUAUCCUGUUGGCUGUUACCAUCAUCUACCAGUACUUUGAGAUCUUUGUAAAGGAGCAGAGUGAAAUGGGCAGUAUGGGGGCCCUUCUCUUCUAGAAGAUCCAUAGACACCUUCUCACCAACUUUGUAAUGCACAUGGACACACCCCAGAGCAGUCCCACCAUCGAUCUUCAAUAUAAUUCACAAAUUUUGUUUAUUUUAAAAUGUACCCAAUCUGUAUCCAUAUUGUGGAAAGUUUUUCAAAAAUAUUAUAAGGUGGCUCUUAGCAGGCAUACUUGAAGACAAACUGUUGAAGUAUGGAGGUGGUAUAGAAGGUCUACAUCCUGACAUUCACAACAACUCGGUUUAUCUUUUUAACAUCCAGACCCACUUCUGUCUUUCAUUUUAUCUUUUUACAUCAGUUUUCCUGAUGCCUGGGAUAGGUUGACUACUCCAAUAGUCAGUGUCAGGCUGUAAGGAAUGAGUUGAACAUGAAGUGUUAAUGAUGAAGCAGCUUUGUCUGUACCCAGACUGUGAUCAGAUGCCUUUAAAUACAGGCUGACUAGGCUUAGUUUAGGCCAGUCAUUAAACAACAGUUCAAAAUAGUAUGCGUUGGAAAAAAUUUUUUUCUUCUCAUUAUCCCCCAUUACCUUCAUUUGUAUAGUGUCCUUUACAGUAUCUUUUUACAAAACAUUCUUUUUGGGUUGUGUUGAAGGACCACUGAUGGUAUGCAAGGUGUGGUUUGGCCAGGCUUAUACAUUAGAAUUCAUACCAGUCUGUCUGCCUACCUUGUUGCAAAACUGACCUUAAAAGUGGGUUGGUAAAAGUAGUGGAGGGUACAGGGCCCUUAAUGUGGUCCAGAUUUGUCAAAUACAAAUGUUCACUUGUUUUGUGUGUGUGAAUGUGUGCAUUGGCAGUGACACUGACAGUGGGGCUUAUUCUGUUGAGUAGUGUUAUGAAUCUUAAUGCCACGUUCCUUCCCAUCACCCACUUGUAAGAUUUGGGUGAGGAGAUCUGUUUUCUGUUUGUGUGUUUUUAUUUUUUAUUUGUCUGCUUUGAGCAUGACCGUAAGAAACACUUUCACACCAUGUGAAUGUUGGUUUUCUGUAUAUAUGCCAUGCAUUGAGAAGUGUAAAAUAGACGUCUUUUGAAACUGUAAAAAAAAAAAAAAUGCUGUCCUGAACAAAUGUAUUCCGGAGAGAAAAUAUAAUUCUCAAUUAAAGCUCAUUUUGUGGAACAUU